This is a messenger RNA of Leptopilina heterotoma, 1192 nucleotides long. It is a transcript of the gene Rab11, whose product is annotated as ras-related protein Rab-11A. Lineage: Eukaryota; Metazoa; Arthropoda; Insecta; Hymenoptera; Figitidae. Bases 306 to 953 code for a protein of 215 amino acids. The transcript is spliced from 5 exons. Gene Ontology annotation, cellular component: recycling endosome. The record is from RefSeq and is a predicted model, not a curated record. Gene Ontology annotation, biological process: exocytosis. Gene Ontology annotation, molecular function: GTP binding; GTPase activity.
GUGGACCAUCUGUUUGGAGGGGCGUAUAGAAAAGAAAGGAGGCCAUAUUGUACAGUUAAAUUGAAAGAAAGAAAAUAAUUUAUCGUGCCCUUGUGGAGUCGCGAUAAUAUAAAUUUUUAUUCAAUUCUCGCGUCAUCAACAGUGGAUUAAUAAUCUCAGGAUCGUGAACGGAAGUGAAUUGAAAAAAAUAGAGGAGUCUUUACUCGGCUCCUGUCGUUUUUUUGUAUAUAAAUACAGAGUUACGGAUCUCGAUAUAUAUUCGAUCAAGACCGUCCAUACCCAAGGAGUCAUUUGCUGUUGACGAAAUGGGCACUCGAGACGACGAAUACGAUUAUUUAUUUAAAGUGGUUCUCAUUGGAGACUCGGGAGUUGGUAAGAGUAAUCUCCUCUCACGAUUCACACGCAAUGAAUUCAAUCUCGAGUCAAAGUCGACAAUUGGAGUUGAAUUCGCGACUCGUAGCAUACAAGUUGAUGGGAAAACGAUCAAGGCCCAGAUAUGGGACACGGCUGGACAGGAACGUUAUCGUGCUAUCACGUCCGCAUAUUAUCGAGGUGCUGUGGGAGCAUUACUUGUUUAUGAUAUAGCGAAGCAUUUGACGUAUGAAAAUGUUGAACGAUGGUUGCGAGAAUUACGAGAUCAUGCCGAUCAGAAUAUUGUUAUAAUGUUGGUCGGAAAUAAGUCUGACCUGAGGCAUUUGCGAGCUGUGCCCACUGACGAAGCCAAAGCAUUUGCCGAAAGAAAUGGCCUCUCAUUCAUCGAGACCUCUGCCUUAGACUCAACCAAUGUCGAGACGGCUUUUCAAAAUAUUUUAACCGAAAUUUAUAGAAUCGUCUCGCAAAAGCAGAUAAGGGAUCCUCCUGAAGGUGACACCAUCCGACCACAGAAUGUAGAACCAAUCGACGUAAAACCGACAAUGAGUUCAGACGGAAUGCGCAAACAAUGCUGCCAGUGACUCUCCUCACACUUUAACAUAAGCAGUUACACUGAGGGAGGGAGGAGGGAAGUGGUGACCGGCGAUAAAUAUAGCAGGUGCGUGAUCGCACGAGAACUAAGACUAUGGGUACGGGGGCCUAUAAUCUCGUACGCUAGGGGGUUUUUUUAUUAAUAAAUGAAAAAGCAAAAAAAAAACCCCAUCGAUGUGAGGGGGAAUCGCAGACUGCUAACUAAAAAAAAUUAACAAGUUAAUAGAAA